UUGUGAAAUUCCUAUCCGGAAGCUAGUUUUGACAGCGGUGCUGAGGAGAGGAGCAUCCUCCACACAGGCCGUCAUCUGCGGCAGCUGUGAUGUCAUCGCUUUCCAUCUUCUCUAAUCACCAUGACGUCACACUGCUGCUUCUGACGUCCUAAAUUUACCCAUGGUUGACCCAGUGUCGCCCGCAGUCGCCAGAACUGGCCCGGGCUCGGGCCCCGGUUAUGGCUCGGGCACCUGCACCGGGAACAACGGCAGGAAAGCCGUGAAAAAGUCCAGAUCGAGAAGAGGCAAACGCGGCAAGAAAAGACGUCACAAGAAGAAUAACAAGAGCAACAAAACACCGCCACCAUAUUUACCACCGGAGGCUGAAGAAGGAAACAUUGAGUAUAAACUGAAGCUGGUUAACCCCACCCAGUACCGGUUUGAACAUCUGGCCACGCAGCUGAAGUGGCGCCUGCAGGAGGGCCGCGGCGAGGCCGUGUAUCAGAUUGGUGUUGAAGACAAUGGUCUGCUGGUGGGUCUGAGCGACGCUGACAUGAAGGCGUCACUCCACACACUGAAGAGGAUGGCUGAGAAAGUUGGGGCUGACAUCACUCUCCUCCGGGAGCGGGAGGUGGACUACGAUCUGGACAGAAAUAGUCGGAAAAUCGCAGAAGUCCUAGUUCGCAAAGUUCCCGAUGACCAGCAGUUCCUGGACCUCCGUGUGGCUGUGCUGGGUAAUGUCGACUCGGGGAAGUCCACGCUGCUGGGAGUCCUGACCCAAGGGGAGCUGGACAACGGCAGAGGCCGAGCCCGGCUCAACCUCUUCAGACACCUGCAUGAGAUCCAGAGUGGACGGACGUCCAGCAUCAGCUUCGAGAUCCUGGGCUUCAACAGUAAAGGAGAGGUGGUCAACUACAGCGAGUCACGGACGGCGGAGGAGAUCUGUGAGAGUUCCUCUAAGAUGAUCACGUUCAUCGACCUGGCCGGACACCAAAAGUACCUGAAGACCACCAUCUUUGGUCUAACCAGCUACUGCCCUGACUUUGCCAUGCUGGUGGUGAGCGCCAACACGGGCAUCGCUGGAACUACGAGGGAGCACCUGGGCCUGGCCAUGGCGCUGAAAGUCCCCAUCUUCGUGGUGGUCAGUAAAGUGGACGUUUGCUCUCGUGGGACUGUAGAGCGAACUGUUCGGCAGCUGGAGCGGGUCCUGAAACAACCAGGCUGCAACAAGGUCCCCCUGCUGGUCACCAACCCUGACGACGCAGUGACUGCAGCGCAGCAGUUCACACAGUCCACCUGCAUCACACCCAUCUUCACCCUGUCCUCCGUCUCUGGUGAGAGUCUGGACCUGUUGAAGGUUUUCUUAAAUAUUUUGCCUCCACUGAGCAACAGCAAAGAACAGGAGGAGCUGAUGCAGCAGCUCACGGAGUUCCAGGUGGAUGAGAUCUACUCAGUUCCAGACGUGGGGACUGUGGUCGGAGGAACUCUGUACAGCGGGGUGUGUCGGGAGGGCGAGCGUCUGGUGGUGGGUCCCACAGAUCAGGGCUCUUUCCUUCGUCUGAAGGUGGGCAGCAUCCAGAGGAACCGCUCAGCCUGCAGGGUGCUGAGAGCAGGACAGGCCGCCACGCUCGCUCUGGGAAACUUUGACCGCUCGCUACUGCGCAAGGGCAUGGUGAUGGUCAGUCCUAAGAUGAACCCCACCAUCUGCUGGCAGUUUGAAGCGGCCAUCGUCCUGCUCUUCCAUGCAAAAACCUUCAGGCGCGGCUCCCAGGUCACGGUGCACGUUGGUAACGUCAGACAGACGGCCACCGUGGAGUGUCUUCACGGGAAGGAGGAGCUCCGUACCGGUGAGCGAGCUGUGGUCCGUUUCCGUUUCAUCAAACAUCCCGAGUACCUGAGACUUGGUGCCAAGCUUUUGUUCAGGGAGGGGGUCACCAAAGGCAUCGGUCACAUCAGCCGCCUGCUGCAGCCUUUCCAGAACCAGAACCACGACCAGAACCACGACCAGAACCACGACCAGAACCAUGACCAGAACCAGAACCUGCCUGAACAUUAACGCCUCCAUUCCUCCCUCCAGCACCACCAGAUGUCAUGAGACCUGAUGACGGGUUCUUGUGAUUUGUGCCCACUCAAACAUUAGUAGCAUAAGCCCGACAUGAAGUGCAUGCUACUGGGCCGCUGAGCCACAGCCGGAGUUGUGUACAGUGAUGUGAUCGAACCCAAACACUGAAUGUAGUCCCUGUUCAAACUGAGUCUCUGAUGACAAUGCACUUUUGGUCCUCUGUGUGUGUGUGUGUGUACGUGAAAGACUGAGUGUGUGUAUGUAUGGGUGUGUGUGUGUGUGUGUAUUCAAGCUGUCGCUUUUCCCUGUGAACGUUGAAUAAACUUUAAAAAGGU
Cynoglossus semilaevis (tongue sole) is the source of this 2376-nucleotide messenger RNA. It is a transcript of the gene gtpbp2b, whose product is annotated as GTP binding protein 2b. NCBI's taxonomy places the organism in Eukaryota, Metazoa, Chordata, Actinopteri, Pleuronectiformes, Cynoglossidae. The transcript has 12 exons. Gene Ontology annotation, biological process: translational elongation. The record is from RefSeq and is a predicted model, not a curated record. Bases 161 to 2035 code for a protein of 624 amino acids. Gene Ontology annotation, molecular function: GTPase activity; translation elongation factor activity; GTP binding.